AUGUCUUUUAAACAAAGCAAAUACCCUGAAAAUAAUAUCUUCUCGCUUAAACAAAAUAAUACCAAUUAUAAGUAUUAUGUUAUUAAUGAAGGAUUUUAUCCACCUAAAGAUAAAAUAUGUUAUACUACAGCAAGUUCUUGUAAUGGAUCUAAAUAUAGAGUUCUGAAUAAUUAUCUAGUUCAGACCAGUUGGGGAAGAAGCAAGUCACGCCAUAUAGUAAAAUGUGAAAUAGAGUAUGAACAGGAUGAUCUAAUUUUUAUAAUAAGAUUUGAAGAAAAUUCUCAACAAUAUAUAUUGAAAUCAAAGAAAUUUUCAACCACUAUUGCUAAUAACUAUCUUCAAAAAAAAUGUCCUAAUACCCUUGCAACAAUUUCUGAGAUCUAUGUGUUUGGUCUCAAUGCCAUGGAUAUAGAAUGGGAGC
Molecule: messenger RNA, 421 nt
Organism: Dentiscutata erythropus
Lineage: Eukaryota; Fungi; Glomeromycota; Glomeromycetes; Diversisporales; Gigasporaceae
Source: the annotation of a GenBank genome assembly